Molecule: messenger RNA, 1190 nt
Organism: Salarias fasciatus (jewelled blenny)
Lineage: Eukaryota; Metazoa; Chordata; Actinopteri; Blenniiformes; Blenniidae
Gene: pxmp2
Product: peroxisomal membrane protein 2
Exons: 5
Coding region: 86-670 (194 amino acids)
Cellular component (GO): cytoplasm; peroxisomal membrane
Source: RefSeq, a predicted model, not a curated record
AGCGGUGCGGGUGGGUCCCUCUCUUAGCACCCCGUCAGUGGCGCUUUGGCGGUGAUGUCUCUGUGGUUAAAGAAGAAGUAACACUAUGCCUGUAGCCAGCGUGCCUGUCCGGGACGUCUCCGUGCAUACCCGUCUGCUCCAGCAGUAUCUGCACCUCCUGAAGAAAUACCCCAUCCUCACCAAGUCUGUGACCAGUGGCAUCCUCUCUGCACUAGGAAAUCUUCUGUCUCAGGUUUUAGAGCGAAGAAAAAAGGCCAGAAAUGGAUCAACAGUCGGUGAGAUCGAUGCAGCCGGAGCCACACGCUAUGCCAUUUAUGGGCUGUUUAUAACGGGACCCGUCAGCCAUGUCUUCUAUCAGCUGAUGGAGGUGUGGAUGCCCACCACAGACCCGUACUGUAUCAUUAAACGUCUCCUCCUGGAUCGGCUCUUUUUCGCCCCUGGCUUUUUGCUCCUCUUCUACUUUGUUAUGAACAUUCUGGAGGCUAAAGGAUGGGGAGACUUUGAGAAAAAGAUGAGAAACAGCUACUGGACUGCUCUGAAAAUGAACUGGAAAGUGUGGACCCCCUUCCAGUUUAUAAAUAUCAACUUUGUGCCCGUUCAGUUCAGAGUGCUGUUUGCCAACAUGGUUGCCUUAUUUUGGUAUGCCUACCUUGCAUCGGUGAGAAAGUGACGCUGAGAGAGUUCAUCGCCGGAAACAAACAUGAAGUAAACUGUUCCUGAGUGCCACGGAACUUGGAUAACACAACCUGGACGUUUACUGUAUUUCUGUGAGCGUGUCUCAAAUGCGACAUUCAACACAGGAUUUCCUGAUUACUCAAAUUGUGGCAACAAAAGAGGAAAUCAAAAGAUGUUUGUGCUAAAAUACUAAAAUCAUAAGUCUUGAAUUACAUCGAUAAGAUCUUGUCUGAUAAAUAAAAGAAUUACAUGUUUUUUAGACAUUCAGUGCUAAAGCAAGCCUCUCAUUUCUACUGGUUAUAAUCUGUAGCAGACAUGUGACUUCUGGACUGACAAAUGACAGGAAAAGUCAUGUUGAUUCAGGCAAUAUUUUAUUACAACAUUUGUCAUAACAAAAUUAUAACGUGCUUUUUGUACACAUUAACAGGUGCCACAUUUUGUAAUACACAAGAGGAAUGUGCUGGUUUAUUUGUUCAAAAUCAAACUGCUAAUAAAUAAAUGACACUGAUUGUUAU